Pecten maximus is the source of this 687-nucleotide messenger RNA. RefSeq names its product potassium voltage-gated channel subfamily V member 1-like. The record is from RefSeq and is a predicted model, not a curated record. Gene Ontology annotation, biological process: potassium ion transmembrane transport; protein homooligomerization. Lineage: Eukaryota; Metazoa; Mollusca; Bivalvia; Pectinida; Pectinidae. Gene Ontology annotation, molecular function: voltage-gated potassium channel activity. The coding region runs from base 1 to 687 and encodes 228 amino acids. The transcript has 3 exons. Gene Ontology annotation, cellular component: voltage-gated potassium channel complex.
AUGGAUUAUAAAGAGUGCAUUCUCCAGAUCGGUGCUCAUCAGUUUGUAGUUCGCAUGGAAUCUGUUCUCAAAACUUUCGGGUCAAAGAUCGAAAUGUUCCUUGAUACAACAUCCCAGACAGAUGCAUACACGAAAUACGUUAUUAGGCGGCCCAAAGACUCUACCAUGGCUCUGGUAGAAUACUGCUAUACCGGACAGCUGCAUAUUCCUCAGAGUGUCUGCAAGGGCGAGUUUUUAACAGAGCUGCAGUUCUGGGGACUAAAUCAUAGCCUGCUGGAAAAAUGCUGCUAUCACAAGCUCUGUGCUUUCGUGAACGAUCAGAAAAUGCUCGAAGGGUUCGAAAAUAUGCACAAGAAACCAGAAAACAGUAGUGCUGGACGAAACGUGAACGCAAAGGAACGAAUAUGGGGUAUUGUCAACUGUGAUCGAAAGUCAACGUGUUCAAAGGUGUAUUUCUAUGUGUCGACAACCUUUGUACUGCUGAUGAUUGCCAAUCUUGCUCUGACUAGCAUGAACGAUGAACAGGACACCGUCCAGAAGGACAUGUCUGCAUUGGCAAUGGACAUGACUCAGACACCAGUCUCUGAUCUGAGAGUCAAUCCAACAACGGAUACAGAUCCUUCAAUUUACUUUCACGUGGAAGCCCGGGGCUAUCGCCGACUGCAAAAAGAACCGAGUACAAAGUAG